ACACACACACAUACACACAACACACACUCUGUCAUAAACGCACAGUCAUGCCAUGGUCGUGCAUGCUGUGUGGACUCCCAACUCCUGCCUGCGCACGUAUCUACCCGCCGAUGCAUUCUGGAAGGGAGAUACGUAGGCAGUUGAAUGAGUCCCAACCGUAAAAUGGUUGGCUCGUAGCCGCCGCCGCAAGUUGAAGGUGUUUAUAAGCAAGAUGACUCGGAAUAAUUUGGCAGUAUCCUACUUUACACUUGCUAGACGAAAACCGGCUUUUGUCAUAUUUCAGAACUACUAAAUUCAAUUCGGCCUGCAGGAUAUCUUUGUGUGUUUAUAAUUCAUUGUAUACCUCUGGUUUAUCGCCAAAUAGCAUUGCUGGAAUACAUGUGCAUCAUUAUAUUCAGGAUUUGUUUACCUUUACGAGUACAUGUAUGUGAUUUACAUCGAAAGAUUCUCUGAGGUGUGCUUCGUGUUUCAAGUAACGAAUAAUCACGGAAUAGUCACUGGACUGCUCUGAAUAUUGCGGAUCUAUCAACUGCAGAAAUAUUUUGGAAUACUUUAUUCUUGUCUUGUCUCUGUGUGGAAUUUAUUUCAAGAGUGAUCACUUCACCAGCUGGAAAACUGUUAUACCUUGAGAGAGUGAAGAGAAGAAACUCCUUGUCUCGCUUUUUCUCCCUAGUAUGAUCCAAGCUGGACGUCAACAUUGCUCAACAACAGAAUUCUUCGCAUAAUGGCAAAGAGGGAGCCCUUCCCAAUAGCAAAAAUAUGGACCCACCACGUGUACCCCCGAAGCCCCCCGUCACCGACCCGGCUAGCAACCCGCCCAGCGAAUGGCCACAGAAAGGAAUCCGUCACAAGAUUGGUUGCGACGGAAGCAUCACCUUCACCAGUACCAAACAUCCCGCCAACGCCUUCAAGAUUGUUAGCGAACUGCGGGAGAACCGCGAUUUGUGCGAUGUGACGCUAAUCGUCGAGACUGUAAAAUUUCACGCCCACAAGGUGGUGCUAGCAUCAUGUAGUCAGUACUUCAAGGCAAUGUUCACAAGCGGGUUCCACGAGUGCUCUAAGCAGAGCAUAGAGAUCAAGGAUGUACAUCCAUGCAUCUUCUCGCGGAUAAUGGACUUCAUCUACACCUCCGAGAUCACGAUCACCGAGUGCAGUGUUCUGGAGCUUUUGCCAAAAGCCAUUAUGUUCCAGAUAACAGACAUUGUGGAUGCGUGUUGUAAUUUUCUAGAGCACCAGUUGGACCCAACAAACUGUAUAGGAAUUUCAAUGUACGCGGAAGAACAUAGUCUACGUAGUCUAUCAGAACAUGCCAGUAUGUUUGUGUUCCGUCACUUCUGUGAAGUAUCGCAAUCGGAAGAGUUCAUGAACCUCAACCUGGUGCAGCUUUUAACUGUCAUCAAACAUGACAAGCUCAAUGUCUGGUGCGAGUCGGAGGUCUACGACGCCUGCCUCAGAUGGGUGCGCCACAAGGAAGACGAACGUAGACCAUACCUUGAGAAACUCUUUAACUGUGGAGCCAUCCGCGUUGAGCACCUCUCACCAGCAUUCCUCAAGAGGCAGUUGGAUCGUUGCGACAUUCUCAGGGACGAGCCGAAAUGCAAAGACUACCUGUCCAAAAUCUUCCAAGAACUGCAGCUGCACAAGUCCUUCAAGACGCCAAAGCGCAAUCCCAUCUCGGCGUGCGCCAUCUACACCGCCGGGGGCUACCUCCGUCAGUCGUUGACAACGGUAGAAUGUUACAACCCCGAGGAGGAUCGGUGGCUCAGGUUGGCCGACCUCCCGGAGCCAAGAAGUGGACUCAGUGCAGCAACCAUUCAUGGUUUUUUUUAUGUGGUAGGGGGAAGGAACAAUACCGCGGAGGCCAAUACGGACUCCAAUCGCCUUGAUGCGUACAAUCCCCUCAAUAAUCAAUGGAAAACACUCCCUCCCAUGAAUCACCCUAGGAAUAGAGUGGCGGUAGCGGUACUAGAUGGAUUAUUGUAUGCUGUAGGAGGAUCGCAUCAAUGUAAUCAACACAAUAGUGCAGAAAGGUAUAAUCCAGACGAAGAGAAAUGGUCCAUGAUCGCUCCCAUGCAUACAAAAAGGAUAGGGGUCGGGUGCGCGGUCGUCAACAGGUUACUUUACGCCGUCGGGGGAUUUGACGGCGUCAAUCGUCUCAACACGGUCGAAUGCUACCAUCCCGAGAACGAUGAAUGGACGAUGGUGACCGCCAUGAACACCCGGCGUAGUGGAGCAGGAGUGACCAGCCUGAAUGGGUCCAUAUACGCAGUGGGCGGCUACGACGGGAUGAGCCAACUCAACAGUAUGGAACGCUACGACGUGGAGAACGACCGCUGGGAAUUCAUGGCGUCUAUGAACUCGAGACGCAGCGCCCUCAGUGUUGACGUAGUCGGCGGCAAGGUCUAUGCAUUAGGUGGUUACGACGGUCAAGACUUCUUAUCGUCCGUCGAGUGCUACGACCCGAUGGCGGACACUUGGCAAGUAGUCACUAACAUGUGCAGUGGGCGGAGUGGGGCGGGCGUGGCCGUCGGCAUGGAACCGUGCAAGACGGGUAUGUGCGGUGGCAGCAACUCCAAUCGGUGACAGUAGCCAUAAGCAGGGAGCGGAGGAGGUGUUUCGGCCGGAUCCCGAUUGAUUUGGGAUCGUACGGACGCGAAGAGGGGUUCGGGAACCGCCAAGGAACCAUCAGUACACGUGGGGCACUUCGGAACUUGUAAGAGAGAGGCCAUCUUUCAACGUUGCAGAAAGAUUCGUGAGGAAAUAUAUUCUCAAGAUGCCCUUCGGAGCUUGAAGAUGCGCAGUUCGAUGCCUGAUCAACGUGGCAUGUUUGUAAAGCUUUGGCAUUGUGAUUAUUCUCUCCCUUGCUUAGCCCUCCUUAAAGUGUAAUGAAUGUUAUUGUGCUUUUGUCAUACCCUUUGCUUCCGCUCCACUGCUUGGUACUUGUAGGUCUGUACCAGAAUUAGCUGCCGAUGACGAGAAAACAGUUUUUGAGUUAUGCACAGAAGUAGAUGAAGAUGGUUUUUUGAUUUCAUUCAUCCAAGAAUUAUGUGAUUUUUUUUUUUUUUUUUUUUUUGCAAACGGUGAUAGGUAGAAGUAUAUUCUCAAUGCAACUUGAAUGCAACUCCUGUGAUUCCAAGUCUUAGGGGGGUGUUUCACAAAGAUUCAAUUUUGACUGAAAGUCACUCUUAAAUUUCCAUCUGCGUGCUGUAUAUAACCCAUCACCACAUUGGUCAGAGGUCAUUCAGAGGACGUGCAACGCUGCCUAGUCAUCAAUGAGAUUAUACGUUAGAUACCAUGUGCGUGUUGGUGUGAAGGCAACACUCAAAUCACAUUUGAAUUUUUGUGAAACAGCCCCCAAAUAUAGCAAUAGUCACUCUGUGUGAGUUUGAGCACCCCUGAUGUUCAGAGUAUGAUCUAUAUUCCUUUGUUUAUUGUUCAUUAACCUUGUCAGAAGCACAACUUGUGAAGUCCGUUCCAAUGUAAGCCACUGGAGGGACUUUGGGUGCGUUCACUCUCACCUAUUGUGUUUUUUGUCUCUUUUUUUUUCUUUUUUGUUCUUUUUAUACGGUUUACACAUCAAUAAUGGUGAUACAUGUACUAGUACCUAUGUAGAACCUAUUUUUGAGAAUAAUAAAUAAUAUUGUUGUUAGACUAAACUAACCCUUUGAGUGCUCAAAAUCAGACAAAAUAUAUGAAAAGAUCCAUCCAGCGUAUGAAAAUAUCAAUUCAUUUUGGGCCCAUUAUUAAUAUAUAUUGUUCAGUGCCUGAAGAAUAAUUUCAGGGAAAAUAAUCACCAAAUCUUGAAAUUGGCAACACAACUGAAAUGUCAAUAUUGCUAUUUACCCAUGAUGUACAUUGAAAAAUGUACGACAUUUAAUGACAUACAUGUAAGCUAUUAAAUUAUCAAUAUUCAUUCAUUUAACAUGUAAAAUUAAAAAAGAAAAUUGCAUAAAUGGCAAAAAUACUAGUGUAGCCAAUUUGAAAAAUAACAACUGAUCAAUAAUGGCUUUGAAAAAUUAAUUGUACCAUAUUUUGAUAUUAUACUUUCACUGAUUCAAGUUAUCCAAUAUUAGACAGAGGUUAGAUACAAAAAUAGAACACUAUAACACAGAUUUUUUUUUUUAAUAGAUAUUUUCUUUUUAUGACAUCUUUUUUUGCUAUGAAAUGUUAUUUUCUUUUGAUUGCAUUUACCUUUGAACAGAGAGGCGAAUGUACACAUCAUCUUGCCAACGAAUGAGAGUCUAAUUUGUUUCAAAAGCCAAUGAUUGGUUAUUCUGUGUUGUGUGUGGGAAGAUUUGUUCUAUCGUUCAUCAAUUUUAGUUGAGUGGACGGUUGUGUAGGGUUAUAGCCCAUUUGUCUCCAUUCCGCUGUGUUGUUAAUUAGCGAUAUUAGGAUAUUAAUAUUUGUUUGUAGUUGUCAGAAUUUUAAAUGUGGUUACCUCCAUAUAUCAAGAUCAUUAAUUCAAUAUACAAUGUCAUGUCCUCGAUGUUUAUUGUAUUCAACUUUUUUGAUGGAUGAUGGUGGUAAAAACCUUAAAAUGAAAAAAACUGUCAAGUUCCAUUUAGAUUGAACUCUCCGUUUACAAUACCGUCAAAUCUUUUGAUAAUUUCAUCCCUUUUUUUUUAUAAAUCAACUUUCUAUAUACCCUUUUAUGUAGCAAUGAAUGUAAGUGGGGGGUAUACUAACAGUUGUUACUCAUCAAUACUUAUUUUAUUCAUGUCCAUGUGUACAUCCAAUGCAAAACAAUCGUUAUAAUUGUUGUUCUGUUUUGAUUUUAACGACAAUUCAUGCCUUGAGCGCUCUCUUGAGUGGAUACGAGUGCUUCUUGAAUAGCAUUAUUGUUAUCACAUGGUCAAGUAUAGGUUUCUGUAUUUUAUCCACAUGGCUCUGGUAUCAAUGAGGAGUAAUUACCCAAACCCAACAGAUGGUGUAUAGCAUUCGGUGAAUCUAGAGUGAGCGAUUUAUGAGUUUUUGUCAAAUUUGAAUAUGAGCCUGAUGAAAUAUAUUCUGAAUAAACAUUGUCGAUGUUACCUGAGCUAAGAGACUGAGGGAGGUGGGGCGUCAGAUUAGCCACUAAAUUUGUACAUACGAGAGUUAUAUAUUGUGCGAUUCGAGAAAAUAUAUAUAUGUUUUCAUGAUAUGUAUAUAUGUGUUCAACUGUAUAUUUUUGUCAUCUUUAAAGUGCUGGGUAUAUGGAAGCACAAAUGAAUGUGUGUCACUCAAGUUUGUCUGCAGUAUGGAUGUCUGUGGGAAACCCUGCUCGUAGCUUAUUUCUUGUGAAGAAAUAUGACUUGUAGCCCUCUACAAGACCAAUGUGAAACAUGAACAUGGAAAACAUGCAACUUUUUGUGUUAAUAUCUCCCUUUGCAUUUGAUUAUGCAUUGUCUAAACAUGCAGACACAAGUUCUUGCGAUGAGAAUUAAUUGCCUCCUUGCAACUCUCAUUUUGCAUAGUUAAGUUAUAUUUUAGACCAAAAAAAAUCAAUUAUUACAAAGUUGGUAUCGUUCUUGUAACCUUUUCAAACUGCAGCAGAAUUUAAUGGUGCAAUUUAUUUCUAAGUCCUCAAAUGAAAGGCAGGAGUGGCACAGGGUGCAUAGGCGGCAUUAUUUUAUGUAGAAAACUCUGUUUUAAAGAGGUUCUACAAAAUAGGUAACUUUUCUCGAGACAGAGAUAAAUUUUAAAAAAAUGCUCAAUGCAGGAAAUAAUUGAAUUAUUAACCCCUACUGGUUGAAAAUUUACUUGUCAUUCAACAUUUCUCUCAAGUAUACUGCAUCAGAAUUUUUGUAAUUUGUUAAUUUUGUUUCCUUUUUUGGUUUACAGGUGACAUAAUUCUUUGGGAGCACUUUACAUUGUAUUCGGGGUGGUUUUACCAUAUAUGUAAGUUACAUAUAAAUCAGUUGUAAUGUGAGUUGUAAGUUUAAACUCUAAAAGGAACUCCGACAAUUGAGUAUGAAUUUUGUGUAAUUAUUGGUUCAAGAAUUUUGCCUAUUUAUUGCAGAGUUUAUGUAUUCUUAUCAGCAUGCAAUAUGCCAUUGGAAAAAGUAACAAUAGAAUUUCAGGUUUGAAAUGUUGGAUUGGAAGAAACUUUUUUGAGUGAAAAUGAAAGUAUUACGUGUAAUAUGUCUUCCAUUUCAUUUUGCUUAAAAUCCGUAAGUUGAUUUGUUUUUUUAAGCCGAUUGAUUUGAAAACUUGCUUGAUGAUGUUCCAUUUUAAAUGUGAAAUUAAAAAAAUAA
Messenger RNA from Lytechinus pictus (painted urchin), 6233 nucleotides. Its product is annotated as kelch-like ECH-associated protein 1B. The coding region runs from base 760 to 2583 and encodes 607 amino acids. The record is from RefSeq and is a predicted model, not a curated record. Gene Ontology annotation, molecular function: protein binding. NCBI's taxonomy places the organism in Eukaryota, Metazoa, Echinodermata, Echinoidea, Temnopleuroida, Toxopneustidae. The transcript has 5 exons.